Lachancea mirantina is the source of this 645-nucleotide messenger RNA. NCBI's taxonomy places the organism in Eukaryota, Fungi, Ascomycota, Saccharomycetes, Saccharomycetales, Saccharomycetaceae. The record is from the annotation of a GenBank genome assembly.
AUGAGCGACGACAAGCAGUAUAUCAGUUACAAUAACGUGCAUCAACUUUGCCAGGAAUCGGCAGAGCGGAUCAAGAAAUUCAAGCCCGAUAUCAUCAUCGCUAUCGGAGGUGGAGGAUUUAUCCCAGCGAGAAUCCUCAGAACUUUCUUGAAAGAGGCGAAUAUUCCCACGAUACGGAUCUUUGCGAUCAUUUUGUCGCUGUAUGAAGAUCUCACGGUUGUUGGAGCCAGUGAGGAGCGUCCUGGCGUUGCUGUGAAGAGAACGCAGUGGAUAGACUACGAACAAUGUAAGUUGGAUCUAGUGGGCAAGAAUGUGCUUAUCGUCGAUGAAGUUGACGAUACGCGUACCACGCUUCACUAUGCGCUCAGUGAGCUCGAGAAGGAUGCUGCGGAACAAGCUGCGGCUCAGGGUAUCGACCUUGCCGAACAACCCGAAAUGAAGACCAAUUUCGGUAUUUUUGUUCUGCACGACAAGCAGAAGCCCAAGAAAGCAGAUCUGCCUGCCGAUAUGUUGGACGAUGAGACCAGAUACAUUGCGGCCAGACGUGUUCCUGACUUGUGGUAUGCGUAUCCAUGGGAGUCCACGGACAUUGUAUACCACACCAAACGCGCCAUGGAACAGGGCAACGACGUUUUCCUGCCAUGA